Molecule: messenger RNA, 1113 nt
Organism: Anthonomus grandis grandis
Lineage: Eukaryota; Metazoa; Arthropoda; Insecta; Coleoptera; Curculionidae
Gene: Sirt4
Product: NAD-dependent protein deacylase Sirt4
Exons: 6
Coding region: 101-1036 (311 amino acids)
Molecular function (GO): NAD+ binding
Source: RefSeq, a predicted model, not a curated record
GAGGUUAGAUGAUUAUUGUUUUGAUUUUUGAAUCUUUAUUAUGUAAACAUCCAAAAUGCCCUUUUGCACAUUUGUACCUUGCAUUACGAUUUAAAAAAAAAUGUCUGUUAAAAUUAUACAAAAAAUUGCUAUUUUAAGGAAUCUACUACUUGCAAGACAGUAUUCAACGCAGCUCCAACAAUUCGUACCAAAACAUAAUCCCUGUUGUGAAACUGAUGUUAACAUUUUACAAGAUUUUCUUGAUCAUUCGAAAAAAGUACUGGUACUAACUGGAGCAGGGAUCUCAACAGAAUCUGGUAUUCCUGACUAUCGCUCAGAAGGAGUUGGACUUUAUGCUCGGACAAACCAUAAGCCAAUUCAGCAUAUUGAAUUCAUCAAAUCGGCUUCCGUGAGACAACGGUAUUGGGCCAGAAACUUUGUUGGGUGGUUCAGGUUCUCUAAAAGUAAGCCAAAUCCGGUACACGUUUUUAUAAGAGAUUUAGAAAUAGAGGAUAAAAAGGUCCAUUUCGUAGUAACUCAAAAUGUUGAUAGUCUGCAUUUUAAGGCUGGCAGUAAAAACGUGAUUGAGCUCCAUGGAACCGCUUACCGAGUUAUAUGCUUAAAUUGUGAAGCAACAUAUGAUAGACAUUAUAUUCAAAAUAAACUUCUUGAGUAUAAUAAUGUUAAUUUUGAAGAUACUGCAAACAUGAUCAGACCAGAUGGAGAUGUUGAGAUUCCUAUGGAUUUUAUAAAAGGCUUCACACCACCAAGCUGUGAAUCUUGCAAUGGUAUUUUAAAACCCCAUAUAACCUUUUUUGGUGACAAUGUACCAAGAGCAACGGUAGACCUUGUAAAGGAAAAGAUGUCAGAGAGUGAUAGCUUGCUUGUUUUAGGAUCUAGCCUAUCUGUUUUUUCAGGUUAUAGGAUAGUUUUGCAAGCCCUAGACGAGAGUAAAAACGUGUGUAUAAUUAAUAUAGGGCCCACCAGGGCCGAUAAACUAAUUAAAUUAAAAAUCGAAGCGAAAUGUGGUGAUAUUUUACCUAAAUUUAAGAGAUAACAUUAUAUUUUAUAUAGUUUAAUUAAAACCAUUAUUUUUUGAAAAUCAAUAAUAAAUGAAUAUUAAAAUUUGUAUAA